AUGGACGCAACACAUGCGCCCUACGGCAACGCCCCCGCCCCCGUCUCAGCCGGCCCGGGCCCUACGGCCAUGCCGGCGCCCACGUCGACGCCACCAGCUCAGAUCUCUUCUUUCGAAUCGCACCCCUCGGCGGCCGUUGCGGGGCAAUCGACAAGCUCAUCAACGUCAGGGGCCCAGAGCCGCCCCUGUGACAUCUGUCGCCAGCGUAAGACACGCUGCGUCCGCGAGGAGGGCCGCGAUAAGUGCGUGAUGUGUUCAUUCCAUGGCCAGCCGUGCACAUAUCUCCGCGGCCCGCUCCCACGCAAGCGCCGGAAGGCUACAGAUCCUCCGGAGCAGCGGCCGCCGACCAAUGGAUCCAUAUCUGCGCCCGCUGGCCCUCCACCUGCUCCCGCGCCACUGGAGGCCCAGGAAGAGAUAACACAACCUUCUCCCGAGCUGCUAGAGGCACUAUCACCGUCCCUCGCCGGCUCCGAGAACAUCGCUCACUUCGCCCCCAUCCCCUCAUUACUAGACGGAACUCUCGGACUACACCUCAAGACUCAUUCCGAGUACGUUGGCAACACAAACUACCGGGAACCCUCCCUACUGGACCUCCACCGCCCUCAAGACCCAAGCACUCGCGCCGUUCGCCGCCUCGACGACUCGACUGUCUUCCUCAUCCACCGCGACCGCGAGACGUCUUCUGAACCCCAACGCAUAGCCGAUCUCGACGCCAUCGAAAAGGUCGUUCACCCCUUGGGCUCCACCCUUGUGAACCUCUACUUCCGCAUAGUCCACCCAAGCUUCCCCAUCCUCCACAAGAAGGUCUUCCUCGAGAAGUAUGCCCGCUCCUACCAUGAAUUUUCCCCACCCCUCCUCGCCGCCGUUUACCUCAUCGCCCUCGACUGGUCGCUAUACGACCGCACCCUCGCUACGUCCUCCUGGCAGCCCGAUCAGGCCGCCCUCGAGUCCCUAGCCCUGCGCACCAUGAGCGAUGACAUGAAGCGUCCCAAGAUCUCCACCCUCCAGGCCGGCCUGUUGAUCCAGCAGCGCUUCCGGAAUAACACCUGGACCUUCACAGCCCAACUCAUCGCCCUCGCCCAGGGGUUAGGUCUGCACGUCGACUGCAGCGACUGGGCCAUCCCGGAUUGGGAGAAAGGCCUCCGCCGCCGCCUCGCCUGGGCGCUUUUCAUGCAGGACAAAUGGGGCGCCCUCGUCCAUGGCCGGCCGUCGCAUAUCCGUCUCGAAGAUGAUUGGGACGUGCGGCCGUGUCGUGUAGAAGACUUUCCCGAGAAUGCGGCGGACGAGGAGCACGACCCGGAGGGUAGCGCCGAGGUCGUCGUCGGACGGGAGCUGUUCCUGCGACAGAUUGAGCUAUCGCUGAUCCUCAGCGACGUCCUGGCCACGUUCUACACCACCAAGGCGACCCGUCGCGGCGGCACCCUCGACCAGAUCGGUACCGUGGGUGUCGCAGAGCUCGCGAAGCCUAUCGUAAUGAUGCUGAGAGAGUGGUACGCCAGACUCCCGGAAGCACUGCAACUCCAAGAAACCCGCCUCAAGAAGCUUUCGGCAAACGGCUCCCUUCACCUCUCCUACAUCUCAAUAGACCUAGCCCUUCACCGCUCGUUAAUCCGUAAUAUCUCUGCCAACGCGCCCGCCGAGCUCCGCACCGCCAUCCGCACAGGUGCUCGAACCCGUCUCGCAGCUGCUUCCAGCAUCAUCUCCAACCUGCAGAUGGAGCACAUCCAGUCCUUCUGGGGCUUCGCAGCCUCGGCGCAGCUCGCCGCCAUCGGCUCGUUCGCCGGCCUCUUAUGGGCGACAUCCGACGACGAUGCAGAGGCGAUGUACUACGCCGAGAAUGUUGAAGAGUACCUCUGGAGCCUAAGAGUACGGGCUCAGGCCGCGCCCUUCGCGAGAGAGGCGCUGCGCAUGCUCGAGGCUGAUGUCGGAGGACUUGAGGCCGUCAGGGCUGCUGCGACAGGGCUUCAUGUGGAGAUGAAGAUAUGA
This is a messenger RNA of Colletotrichum truncatum, 1986 nucleotides long. Its product is annotated as transcription factor. Gene Ontology annotation, biological process: DNA-templated transcription. Gene Ontology annotation, cellular component: nucleus. The record is from RefSeq and is a predicted model, not a curated record. NCBI's taxonomy places the organism in Eukaryota, Fungi, Ascomycota, Sordariomycetes, Glomerellales, Glomerellaceae. Gene Ontology annotation, molecular function: DNA-binding transcription factor activity, RNA polymerase II-specific; DNA binding; zinc ion binding.